AUGCAGUCAAUUAAAUGUGUAGUGCUAGGAGACAUUGCAGCUCAAAAAACAUCCUUAUUGGUCACAUACACAACAAACCGCUAUCCCUCAGAAUAUGUGCCAAAAGUGUUUGACAACCAGACAGUUAUAGUUAUGAUUGGAGAACAAUCCUUCUUUCUUCAGCUAUAUGACACAACAGGUCAGGAAAAUUGUGAUCAACUGCUUCCCCUAAUCUACACAAAAACAGACGUGUUUCUUGUAUGUUUCUCCGUCGUCGUACCAACAUCUUUUGAAACAGUUCAAACAAAGUGGGUUCCUGAGAUUUCUCUCCACUGUCCUCACACACCUUUCCUGUUAGUAGGCACCCAAACAGACCUGCGAGAAGACAGAACCACUGUUAAGAAUCUGGAGAAGAACAAACAACAACCCAUUUAUCCAGAGGAUGGUAAGAAGCUGGCUCAAGAAGUUGGAGCUGUCAAAUAUGUAGAGUGCUCCAUGGUCAAACAGGAAGGUGUUAAAAUGGUUUCUGAGCAGGCCAUACUAGCAGCCUUAGAACCCCCUAAAGUUAAAACGAAGGGUUUCUGUAUUCCUAUUUGA
Cyprinodon variegatus (sheepshead minnow) is the source of this 576-nucleotide messenger RNA. Its product is annotated as cell division control protein 42 homolog. Gene Ontology annotation, biological process: small GTPase-mediated signal transduction. The record is from RefSeq and is a predicted model, not a curated record. The transcript is spliced from 5 exons. Bases 1 to 576 code for a protein of 191 amino acids. Lineage: Eukaryota; Metazoa; Chordata; Actinopteri; Cyprinodontiformes; Cyprinodontidae. Gene Ontology annotation, molecular function: GTPase activity; GTP binding.